Molecule: messenger RNA, 633 nt
Organism: Dibothriocephalus latus
Lineage: Eukaryota; Metazoa; Platyhelminthes; Cestoda; Diphyllobothriidea; Diphyllobothriidae
Source: the annotation of a GenBank genome assembly
AUGUUUGAUGCGUCCAUUGUAAUCAAUUAUUCUCGACAGGUCCUACUGUUACUUUUACAAAAUCUGGACAUCCUCACCUCCAAAUUUUCGCCUACUGACUUCAAGAAAUACAUGCUCCCUGUCCUGACUUCAUCGCUGGAAACAAAUACAACAUCCAUUGUGCAACUGUGCCUCAAGAGCAUACCUGAUGUUGCCCAGAUGAUUGACUUCCCGAUUCUCAAAUCUGCAAUUGUUCCGCGCCUCAAGAAGGUGUAUGUGCGUCAUGAUCUUGUCAGUCUACGCCUGGAAACUUUAAUCUGUCUCGCAAAAAUUCUGGAGUACUUGGACAAGUGGUGUGUUAUGGAGGACGUCUUCCCUUUCCUUGUGGAGAUCAAGUCACGUGAACCCACCAUAAUCGUUGCUGUCCUGACCAUUUACAGGGUGGCUUUUCUUCACAAAAAACUCGGUAUUUCGAGGGAUGCUCUUGCCACCCGCGUCAUCCCACACCUUCUUCAGUUGUCUAUGGACAAUAAUCUGCAACUAACCCAGUACACUGCCUGCGCCGAACUUAUUCGACAAAUGAUCACGCAACUGGAAACUGAACAGAAGGCGAAGCUGUCAGAACUUCACAAUGAAACAGAGGAAUCUGCGUGA